GUGAGGUUGAACUUCCGAGGAGGAGGAGGUCUGUUGUAGCCACCCAUUGGGCAAGUCUUUUCAUGUCGCGUGACGAUACAGGCAAGGCUUCGUCCCACCCAAGUAACAGUUGAGCUCGGGGAAAAGAGUCAACUGGUCAAUUCCGGAAAUAAAUUUCUAUAAUUUUGGAUGUCACGAGGUGAUGCUGGGGGUGGCCGGAAUGACGGGCAGCAUCGCCAAUGCCCUGGCUAGUGCAGCCUGUGAACGAUGUAAGAGUGGCUUUGCUCCCACUGAGAAGAUUGUCAACAGCAAUGGAGAGUUGUACCACGAACAGUGUUUCGUGUGUGCCCAGUGUUUCCAGCAGUUUCCAGCGGGACUCUUUUAUGAGUUUGAAGGCAGAAAAUACUGUGAAUACGACUUUCAAAUGCUCUUUGCUCCUUGCUGCCGCCAAUGUGGUGAGUUCAUCAUUGGUCGUGUUAUUAAGGCCAUGAAUAACAGUUGGCACCCUGACUGCUUCUGCUGUGACAUCUGCCAGGCUGUACUGGCUGAUGUGGGCUUUGUAAAAAAUGCUGGCAGGCACCUGUGCCGCCCAUGCCAUAAUCGGGAGAAGGCUCGUGGCCUGGGCAAGUACAUCUGCCAGAAGUGCCAUGCCAUCAUUGAAGAGCAACCGCUGAUGUUUAAGAAUGAUCCUUACCACCCAGACCACUUCAACUGCAACAAUUGUGGGAAGGAGCUGACAGCUGACGCCAGGGAACUGAAAGGCGAACUUUUUUGUUUGCCUUGUCAUGACAAGAUGGGCGUGCCUAUCUGUGGCGCAUGCAGGAGACCCAUCGAGGGGCGUGUUGUCAAUGCCGUGGGCAAGCAGUGGCAUGUUGAGCAUUUUGUGUGUGCCAAGUGUGAGAAGCCAUUCCUUGGUCAUCGCCAUUAUGAGAGGAAGGGGUUGGCUUACUGUGAAACGCAUUAUAACCAGCUGUUCGGCGAUGUGUGUUACCACUGCAACCGUGUGAUUGAGGGUGAUGUGGUGUCUGCUCUCAACAAGGCCUGGUGUGUCAGCUGUUUCUCCUGCUCCACCUGCAAUACAAAGCUCACCCUCAAAGUUAAGUUAGUUGAAAUAGACCUGAAACCAGUGUGCAAGCAUUGUUUUGAUUAUAUACCUGAGGAGCUGAAACGCCGCCUUGCCCGCCGUGAGCGCGAUGCCAAAGAGCGCAAGUAAAAUCCUGCUGGCUACUUGAUACUGCUCUUGUAUCAUCAUUAGAUUUUACAGUACCUCAUGAUUUUGCCUGUGAGUAUGUGUGUACUGUAUAUGCAUGAACAUUACUUAAUUGAUGCUCAUUUCUGGCAUCCCCCUUUAAAGGUUUUGUGCUGUUCGACUGAACGACUGUAAUUCUCAAUAAAUAUCCAUCAGAAUACAAAAAAACCCCACAGUGGCAGCUUAAAAAGUCCACUGUGACACAGUAAAAGUGUUUUGGCAUAAAAGUGAUAAAGAUCUUCCUUUUUGCUUGACCUAACAGUCGAACAAGACAACAACAAAAAAGUAGCUACAUUGGUAGAAAAGCAAAAACAUACUCUGUUUUACUUUUGAAUGUGCAUGAGGUGCAUUUAUGCCAAUAUAAUGAAACAUCUCAAACGUAGAUUGAAAGAAAAGCCACAAUUAAUUAAACUUAACACCACCAAUAAUCCACCAGAUGAUGCCAAAGUAAUAGUACAAUUGGUUUGGCCUUAGCAUAAAAAAUGGAAAUUCAUGAAUGUGGAACCGCAAAUAUGCGGGGGUUCACUGCAUUUGGACUACACGCACCGGCCAAAACAUAAGGUACACGUUCACAUUCAAAAUAAAUCCAAGACAAGACCUUGAUCAACCCUUUGCAUGAUUAUUAUUGUGGUUGUAGUUUGAAGUGGUGUAGAACGACAUUGUACAAUACUAAGAGGUUUUCCUCAAACUGUAUUUUGGUUGCCUUACUUAGCAACGUGACAAGUGCAACCUAUUUGACACACCUCUCGUAAAAAUACUUAAUACUGCUCUUUUUUCAUCAUUAGAUUUUACAGUACCUCGUCAUUUUGUCUGCGAGUAUAUGUGUAUAUGCAUGAACAGCCUUUAGUUUAUUAUGCUCAUAAGAAAAUUUGGUAAUUUUGAAAGAUAUACAGUCCCCUCCUAAAGUAUUGGAACGGCAAGGUCAUUUCCUUUGUUUUGUUGUAUACUGAAGACAUUUGGGUUUCAGAUCAAAAGAUGAAUAUGAGACAAAAGUUCAGAAUUCCAGCUUUUAUUUCAUGGUAUUUACAUCUAGAUGUGUUAAACAACUUAGGACAGAGCACCUUUAGUUUGAAGCCACCCACUUUUCAACUGAGCAAACGUACAGGAAUAGACAUUAAAUUAAUGUAAAGUGAAUAACAUUUAAUAUUUGGUAGCAUAACCCUUACUAGCAAUAACUUCAUCAAGCCUGCGACCCAUUGACUUAAACAGUCUGUUGCAUUCUUCAUUUUAAAUGCUUUUCCAGGCCUUCACUGGAGCCUCUUUAAGUUAUUUUUUGUUUCAGGAGAUUUCUCCCUUCAGUCUCCUCUUCAGGAGGUAAAAUGCAUGCUCUCUUGGGUUAAGGUCCAGUGAUUCACUUGUCCAAUCUAAGACCUUCCAAUUUUCCCCCUGAUAGAAGUCCUUUGUUGUGUUGGCAGUGUGUUUUGGGUCAUUGUCUUGAUGAUGAUUAUGAAGCUUCUCCCAAUUAGUUUUCAUGCAUUUUUUUUUCUAUACAUUUCCAGACAAAAUGGUUUUUUAGACUUCAGAAUUCAUUCUUCUGCUAUCAUCAUGAGUUACAUCAUCAAUAAAGAAGCAGCCAUGCAAGCCCAAGCCAUGACAUUACCUUUUUUUUUUUUUUUAUAGAAACAUUUUUCCUCCAUACUUUGGCCUUUCCAUCACUUUGGUAGAGGUUAAUCUUGGUUUCAUCAGUCCAUAAAACCUUGUUCCAAAUUUUUUGUGGCUCAUCUCUGUACUUCUUUGCAAAAUCCAAUCUGACCUUCUGCUGAUGAGUGUUUUGAAUCAGAAUCAUCUUUAUUUGCCAAGUAUGUCCAAAAAACACACAAGGAAUUUGUCUCCGGUAAUUGGAGCUGCUCUAGUACGACAGCAGACAGUCAAUUGACAGAACACUUUUGAGACAUAAAGACAUUGACAAAAACAGUCACUGAGCAAUAAAGGGUUGCUAGUUAUCUGGUAAUGUCGGUACAAAUUUCAUUUUAUUUUUUUGACAAUUGUGCAAAAAGAUGAACUUGAAAACUGGGUGUGUUCAAACAAAAGGUGCUCUGUCCUGAGUUGUUUAACACAUCCAUCCAUCCAUUUUCUGAACCGCUUCUCCUCACUAGGGUCGUGGGCGUGCUGGAGCCUAUCCCAGCUAUCAUCGGGCAGGAGGCGGGGUACACCCUGAACUGGUUGCCAGCCAAUCGCAGGGCACAUACAACAAACAACCAUUCGCACUCACACCUACGGGCAAUUUAGAGUCUCCAAUUCAUGCAUGUUUUUGGGAUGUGGGAGGAAACCGGAGUGCCCGGAGAAAACCCAAGCAGGCACGGGGAGAACAUGCAAACUCCACACAGGCGGGGUCGGGGAUUGAACCCCGCUCCUCAGAACUGUGAGGCCGACGCUCUAACCAGUCGUCCACCAUGCUGCUUGUUUAAGACAUCUAGAUGUAAAUACCAUGAAAUAUAAGAUGGAAUUUUUAACUUGUCUCUUAUUCAUCUUUUGAUCUGAAACCCAAAUGUCUUCAUAUAUAACAAACUCAAAGGAAUUGACCUUGCCGUUCCAAUACAUGUGGAUGGGUCUGUAUGUCAUCAAACCAAUCCAAUCCAAUCCACUUUAUAUAGCACAAUUUAAACAAGCACAAGGUGCCCAAAGUGUUGUACAAUGCCAUAAAAACACAGCAAAAAAUACAAAAUAAGGAUAAAAAUAAAAUAAAAUGAGGUAAAAACUACAUAAAAUGAAGUAGAUAAAAUCAAAAUAAAAUAAAAUGCACUGCCCACACAACACAUAUACAUCACAUCAGACUGGUGUUAAAAGCCAGGGUAAAAAGAUGGGUUAUAAGCAAGAAUUUAAGAUGAGACAAAGAUGAGGCUUGUCUGAUGUGGAGUGCCAAAAUAUUCCACAGUUUUGGAGCCGCAACAGCAAACCAUCUUAUUCAGCCAAUUCUUGUGUGAAAGACAAAGUGAUCGCUUUGAAAUGCACCCUCAUUUCUGUUAUGAUUUUAAAGUGAGAGAUAUUUUCACCAUUUGGUUGAUUUUUGCAUGUAUUCACAAAAAUGAUUUAUUGCGGUUGUCCAAGUGUCAAGUCAAACUGUCAGUCAGCUUUGAAGACUAAACAUUUGUGGAUCCUCCAGCAUAAUCUCAGUCUGCUGUGUGGGAGCAGAAAGAGGGAACUGUAUAUUGUGUAUAGCUAUAAAGCAAUGACAAUGACAGGAAAUAAUGUUGGCUAUACCAACAACUACUCUAUAUGCAGUGCUUUGACUGAUGAAGCAUUUUAGAAUCCCGGAUGAUGGGUUGGUGCAAGGAGGAGGAGAGUCUGGUAGGGAAGAGCAACUACUCCUUUAUGCAGUUUUACACAACAGCAUUAUGCAAAUUGAGACCAGACACGAUCAAUAAAUAAAGCAUACAGGAGGCAGAUAAUGGUGAAAUAUGUAUGCUGUCGUAAAGGAGGCAAGGUUUUACCAUGUUUUAGUGUUUGAGUGGUGCUUUGAUAUCAUGGAAUAUAUGUUGACCUACCCGUAAUCUGGACUAGUUUAUCUUUUUUUUGUCUACCUAAAACAGGCAAAUAACACGGUGAAUGACUAGUUAGUUCAUCUGCCUCACAGUUCUGAGGACCCAGGAUCAAAUCUAGCUUCGCCUGUGAGAAGUUUGCAUGUUCUCCCCGUGCCUUCGUGGGUUUUCUCCGGGUACUCCGGUUUCUUCCCACAUCCCAAAAACAUGCAUGGUAGGUUAAUUGAGGACUCUAAAUUGCCCGUAGGUGUGAAUGUGAAUGCGAACGGUUGUUAAAUGUGGCCUGCGAUUGGCUGGCGACAGGUUCAGGGUGUACCCCGCCUCUCACCCAGAGACAGCUAGAUAGCUACUACUACUACUACUACUAAUGAGCAAAGCUUUACCCCAAGUGAUCUUGAGCCAUUAACCAUUCCUUUCCUAUAAAGCAAUUCUGGUAUAAGAGUAAAAUGAAUAUGUAUGGAGUCUAAACAUGCGCUUCUUCCUUUGUUUUUCUUUUUUUAU
Molecule: messenger RNA, 5208 nt
Organism: Phyllopteryx taeniolatus (common seadragon)
Lineage: Eukaryota; Metazoa; Chordata; Actinopteri; Syngnathiformes; Syngnathidae
Gene: lims1
Product: LIM and senescent cell antigen-like domains 1
Exons: 10
Coding region: 182-1192 (336 amino acids)
Biological process (GO): cell-cell junction organization; positive regulation of integrin-mediated signaling pathway; positive regulation of substrate adhesion-dependent cell spreading
Cellular component (GO): cytoplasm; focal adhesion; cell-cell junction
Source: RefSeq, a predicted model, not a curated record